This is a messenger RNA of Helicoverpa armigera (cotton bollworm), 2300 nucleotides long. Its product is annotated as UDP-glycosyltransferase UGT5. Lineage: Eukaryota; Metazoa; Arthropoda; Insecta; Lepidoptera; Noctuidae. Bases 154 to 1695 code for a protein of 513 amino acids. The transcript has 5 exons. The record is from RefSeq and is a predicted model, not a curated record. Gene Ontology annotation, molecular function: UDP-glycosyltransferase activity.
GCCAACUAAAUGAUCAGACUAUAUUUAUACUGAAAAAAUGGUGUAUAAUAUAGAUAAGACAGUGAUGUGUUGUUGUGUAUGAAGAUGGCCCCAGAUUAGUUAAGGUACUGAUUGUGUAAGAUUGUGUAAUACUAUCUCUCAAGUGCUCACACAAUGUUGCCGUUUGUUUUACUUGUUUUUGCAUCAUCAAUAACCUGUUAUGAUGCGGCUAGGAUAUUAGCUGUAUUUCCCGUACCAUCUAUCAGUCAUCAAGUAGUGUUCCGACCUCUUACUCAAGCACUGGCCAAGCGAGGACAUGAAGUCACGGUCAUCACACCAGAUCCUGCCUUCCCAAAAGGCGGAGCACCUGAGAAUCUCACAGAAAUCGAUGUCCACUUUUCCUACGAAAUCAUGAAAGAAAUGUACAAAGUUACUUCUUCGGGAGACGCAACUAUGGUACAGAAAAUGAGAGUAGGCUUUGACCUGAUAGCCAAGGUUUUUGAAGACCAAAUCCAGAAGGAUGUAGUGAAAAAUGUUUUGAAAGACCAAAAGUACGAUUUGUUAUUACUUGAAGCAUGUGCGAGACCUGCGUUGAUGUUAUCUCAUGUAUUCAAAGUGCCUGUGAUUCUUGUGUCUUCAUUUGGACCUAUGAAUUUCAAUGUGCAGACUAUAGGAUCAGCUUGGCACCCAUUGGUGUUUCCUCUAAGUAUGAACCAGAGGGUAUAUAACCUGACAAAUUGGGAGAAGAUAUCCGAACUAUGGAACUUAUAUCAACUAGAUAUUGUGCUUAAAGAAGUUGAAGAGGAAGAGAACGUAAUGGCGAAACGAUUGUUUGGACCUGAUAUUCCACCUAUGAGUGAAUUAAAAAAUAAUGUUGAUAUGUUGUUUUUGAACAUACACCCUGUUUGGGAAGGGAAUCGUCCGGUUCCUCCUAGUGUGGUUUAUAUGGGUGGUAUGCAUCAAAAACCUGUAGCAGAAUUACCAAAGGAUCUCAAGACCUACUUGGAUUCUUCGAAACAUGGUGUCAUAUAUGUGAGCUUUGGUACAAAUGUACAACCUUCACUGUUACCUCCAGAGAAGAUACAAGUGCUCAUCAAAGUAUUCUCUGAGCUACCUUACGACGUGCUGUGGAAGUGGGACAAAGAUGAGCUCCCCGGACGUAGCAGUAACAUUAGGAUAUUUAAGUGGCUGCCACAGUCAGACCUCUUACUGCAUCCCAAGAUAAAGCUGUUUGUCAUGCAAGGAGGUCUUCAAUCAACUGAUGAAGCUUUGACCGCAGGAGUCCCUAUGAUAGCUUUCCCAAUGCUAGGUGAUCAAUGGUACAAUGCAGAACAAUAUGAGUACCACAAGAUUGGAGCCAAACUUGCUAUUGACACGGUGACUGAGGAACAAUUUAGGAACACUGUUAAAAGACUCAUUGAAGAUGAGAGCUAUCGUCGCAACACAAAGCAACUUGGCAAGCUGAUGCGUGACCUACCAGUUCAUCCACUUGAAAAUGCCGUGUGGUGGACGGAGCACGUGCUGCGUCACGGCGGCGCGCGACAUCUGCGCUCUCCCGCCGCCAACAUGUCGUGGACACAGUACCUAGAGCUAGAACUAGUUUUUACUGUACUCAGUGUGGCACUAAGCUUUGUCCUGUUAAUCUGUCUUCUAGUGUAUAGCUUGUGGAAGUACUUUAGUAUAAGUUUAGAGCAUAAGAAGUUGAAAGACAAUUGAAUGGAAUCAAGAUUUUGUCAGUUCCUGUAAAAACUUAACCGAACCAUUUGAGUUGUCAAGUCGCCUAUUUAACUAGUGGGUGGCAAUUCCUCGUGUUUUCUUCGGUUUCUUCGGCAUUCUUCGGUUUGGUUCCUACCAGACUAAGGGACUAUGGAGUCCCGGAUUUUUUUAAGUAAUGUAAAUGUUGUUUUCCAUAGACUAAAUAUUAUGUAUUGUCAACAGAGUUAUUACAUAUAGUUAUUACUAUUGUCGCCAAAGCAAACACGCUGAAGCCCUUUUGAAACAACUUUAAUGAAUUUGACGAAAUUGUUUGGUUAUCGAAAUAGUUGCAAAUGAUGUACAGCCAUAAUGCUUAAAUUUUAUAACUGUGUGAGAAUUAAUUAAUGAACAGACUUUUUUUUAUUAUUAUUAUUUGUAUAAUGUUAAGGAUUAGUCGUUUAGAAAUAUUGUAUUGGACAUUGAAUUUGUUUGAGUAGGUCCUUAAUUGUUGAACUCGAGAUUCUGAAGCAUGUACCUUAUUAUUUUAAAGAGCUCUUUUAAUUAUUUCUUUAACUGUGGUUGUGUUAAUAGUAACAGUGACAGAAUAAAAGUGUUUCAAAACAUAA